UGCCUUUCUUCCUUCCCUCCAUCCGCCAUGUCGACGAACGGGACAACAACAACUCCGACUCUCCCUCCUUCAUUGGAUCUUCCUCCUCAUCUGUCUGCACAAAAGUAUUUCUUCGUCUGCACACUCACUGUCUUGGCUUGGGAUGCCCUCGUUCUCACUCCCAGGUCGUACAGGCUGGGACGUCUGCCAAAAUGGCCAGCUCUGAAGUUCAUGUAUUACUUUAUGCAAUUUUGGGUCCUAGCAGAUUUUGUUGUAACAGGCGUGAUGUUCUUUAGUACGACAGUCAUACAAGACACAGACUGCGUCGCUUUCUGGCCUUACGAGCCAAUUUGUACGGCAAUUCUCCUUGCUGUUGCAUCCGCUGUACAUGUCAUGCGCAUAUCGGCUAUCUACGACCACGUCCAAAAUGUUCGCGCAACCAUGUGGGGAUUGUACGCUGUCCAGAUUGUUGUCACUGCCAUUUGCUGCGGCUUCUACCGCUCUGUCCAUCUAGAAGAUGGCCAAGGAUGCAUUGCUGGUCCCUUGAACAACGCAAGCUGGGUUGGAAUUUACUGGCUAGCUCCAACCUUGCUAUACGGUACCAGCUUCGUCUUCGCUGCUCUACGCAGCAUUAAAACGCUCGAAACCAGGCGUGUAUCUUACUGGCGUCUCAUGCUUCGUGAUGGCUUGAACCUGUACGGUGCCAUUCUCCUCGUAAACCUCGUCAACGUCUUCUUCUACUUCAUUAUGACACCCACGGACCCAACCGACCCUAUCAAAACAAUUGUUACCAGCAUGGCAGCUGUUCUUACAACAACAAUGUCUAUGCGCAUCAUCCUCUCUGUUAGAGGGGACCUUGCCAACGGUGGCACGUUCUCUAUCUCUUCCCACGCUGCAUCGUCAUCAGGAGCCAAUACCAACUCGCUGUCUGGUUCAGGGACUAGACCAAGAGGCGGUAACCACACAUUCACCCUCGGUGAUAUGCGUGAUGCCACCGUCGCCGUGGCCGGUCGUAAAGAGGGAGGGGAGUGGGAUGCUGACAAAGGCAGUGCGGUACUUCCAAUUAUUGUGGAAGACGCUGAUAAUGGUAUUCCCCGUGCGCGUAAUGGGUUGGGCGUGCAAAUCACGGUUGACCAUCAAGUCGAGUAUGAUGAUGGAUUUCCCACAAGGAAGUAGUAUUCGGAAUCUGAAGGCGCAGGCGCGCUUGCUGUCAAUACAUGCGGAGUGAUAACGAUAUCUAUUUGGGACUCGUGACCCGUUGUCUAUCACGUUGACAUGUUAUUUCCUGCCCUUUUAUAUUUUUUUUGGUUUCGCUCGUAUUUAUACCGCCUGUUUACUCACAGUAUUCCCAACGUAUCCCACGCGAUGCCGCUAUUGCCAAGAGUUUCAUCGUCACAUUGUAUACCAGUUGUACUGCUUGAAUAAAAAUUAACAAUUAGCGCUGCCACAAACCAUCUGACCGCCAUGGAUGGAACGGGGAGCUGCGUUGAUCAAGA
Suillus subalutaceus is the source of this 1475-nucleotide messenger RNA. RefSeq lists its product as uncharacterized. NCBI's taxonomy places the organism in Eukaryota, Fungi, Basidiomycota, Agaricomycetes, Boletales, Suillaceae. The record is from RefSeq and is a predicted model, not a curated record. The coding region runs from base 28 to 1155 and encodes 375 amino acids. The transcript is spliced from 3 exons.